GUAAAACCCUAGCUCCCGUUGUUAACAUCCCCCGAAAAAAUUCUAUUUUACCGUUCCACUUUCGAAUCUAAGAUGGGAAUAACAAAAUCACCCAAUUUGCAUCACAAUCUACUCUCUCAAAUUCAACGAUUUUGCACCAAUUGACACAAAAGUUUGCGAUUUUAAGAUUUACGAUUUUAAUAUUGUUGGAUUGGGUUUUGUGGGUUUCUGCUUUCUUGAUUUGAAUUUGAUGACAAUGUCGAUUUUGCCCAGAAGUGAUUCAAUUCAUAUAAGGGAAGUUUGGAAUGAUAAUCUAGAAGAUGAGUUUGCAUUAAUCCGCGAUAUUCUAGAUGAUUAUCCAUAUAUAGCUAUGGACACUGAAUUUCCUGGGGUUGUUCUUAGUCCUAUAGGGAAUUUCAAGAGCUCCACCGAGUAUAAUUUUCACACACUGAAGGCCAAUGUCGAUCUUCUGAAGUUAAUCCAACUGGGUCUUACAUUUUCUGACGACAAUGGGAAUCUUCCCACUUGUGGGUCUGAUAAGUUCUGUGUUUGGCAAUUCAAUUUUCGCGAAUUUAAUCUCAAUGAGGAUGUCUAUGCCAAUGACUCUAUCGAGCUUUUAAGCCGAAGCGGAAUCGAUUUUGAGAAGAAUAAUGAAAAGGGUAUUGAUGCUAAUCGGUUCAGUGAGCUACUGAUGUCAUCCGGUAUUGUGUUGAAUGAUAAUGUGCAUUGGGUGACGUUUCACAGUGGAUAUGAUUUUGGAUACUUGCUUAAGCUAUUGACUAGUCAAAAUCUCCCUGAUACACAGGUCGGGUUCUUCAAUUUAAUCAGGAUGUAUUUCCCCACUCUAUAUGAUAUUAAGCAUCUCAUGAGGUUCUGUAACAGCCUUCAUGGUGGGUUGAACAAGCUUGCAGAGCUUUUGGAAGUGGAGAGGAUUGGUAUUUGUCAUCAAGCUGGUUCGGAUAGUUUGCUUACUUGUUGUACAUUCAUGAAGUUGAAAGAAAAUUUCUUUAGUGGCUCACCGGAAAAAUAUACUGGUGUGUUGUAUGGUCUUGGUAUUGAGAAUGGACAAAUUAGUAAUUGAAAAAAGGUAUUUUAUAAAUAACAUAAUAAUCUUUUUGUUAGACUACAUUUUUUUUCAGUAUUGG
This is a messenger RNA of Ilex paraguariensis (yerba mate), 1124 nucleotides long. The record is from the annotation of a GenBank genome assembly. NCBI's taxonomy places the organism in Eukaryota, Viridiplantae, Streptophyta, Magnoliopsida, Aquifoliales, Aquifoliaceae.